This is a messenger RNA of Oncorhynchus mykiss (rainbow trout), 7878 nucleotides long. RefSeq names its product laminin, beta 4 (gene lamb4). The record is from RefSeq and is a predicted model, not a curated record. Gene Ontology annotation, biological process: animal organ morphogenesis; tissue development. NCBI's taxonomy places the organism in Eukaryota, Metazoa, Chordata, Actinopteri, Salmoniformes, Salmonidae.
GUGCUCUUACAUGCUGAGACUCCAUGUCAUUACCGCUCUAAUCACAGUCAGGGUCUGGAGCAGGUAAGCGCUGAUUCUGGAAGCGUACAGGGAAGACUGCUCAUACUUAGGUCUGGCAGCCAACGACCUGCAGGAUGGUUUCUCUGUUCCUGCUCGUGUUGCUGGUACCCGGGGCCCUCCUCCAGGAAGACUGUGAUGUCAACUCUUGCCACCCCCAGCUGGGGGACCUGAUGGUGGGCCGUGCUGCCCAGCUCUCCGCCUCCUCCACCUGUGGACGGAACGGGCCCCAGAACUACUGCAUCCUCGGAUACCUGGAGGAUGAGCAGAAGUGUUUCAAAUGUGACUCCAGGCAGCCCUACAACCUCUACAACAACCAAAACAGCCACCAGAUUGAGAACGUCAUCACCACCUUUGGCCCUGAGCGCAAGAUGAAGUGGUGGCAGUCUGAGAACGGGGUUCAUCAAGUCAGUAUCCGGCUGGAUCUGGAGACUCUGUUCCAGUUCAGCCAUCUUGUCCUCACUUUCAAGAGUUUCCGUCCUGCCGCCAUGCUGGUGGAGAGGUCCAAAGACUACGGAUACAGUUGGAAGGUGUUCCGUUACUUUGCCGAGGACUGUGCCUCCCACUUCCCCGGGGUCUCACAGGGGCCGGCUGACAGCACCGAUGACGUCGUCUGUGACAGCAGAUACUCUGCCUCAGAGCCAUCUACUGACGGAGAGGUGGUGUUGAAGGCUCUAGAUCCAAGCUUUGACAUAGAGAACCCAUAUGCUCCCCAUAUUCAAGAGCAGAUCACCUUGACCAACCUGCGGGUCAACUUCACCCAUCUGUUCACCCUGGGUGACACCCUACUGGGGCGGAAGAAGAGGAACCCUCAGGAGAAGUACUACUAUGCCCUGUACGAAAUGGUGGUGCGCGGCAGCUGCUUCUGUAAUGGCCAUGCCAGCAUGUGUAUGCCCGUGGAUGGCACCCGGGGUGACGUCUUAAAUGAGCCUGGCGUGAUUCACGGGCGCUGUGUAUGCCAACACAACACUGUGGGCACAAACUGUGAGAGAUGCCAGGACUUUUACAACGAUGUCCCCUGGAGGCCGGCCGGCCAAUCUGACCCACAUGUCUGCAGAAGGUGUAACUGUCACGGUCAUUCGGAGACGUGUCACUUCGACAUAGACCAGUACCAGGCCAGUGGGGGGGUCAGCGGGGGGGUGUGUGACGGCUGCCGACAUGACCGCAUGGGUCCCCAGUGUGAACGCUGCCGACCCUAUCUCUAUCAGGACCCCCAGCUCUCCAUGGAAGACCCUCGGGGCUGUAUCUCAUGUGACUGUGACCUGACGGGAUCCCUGGAUAACGGCCUGUGUGACCCCGUGUCGGGCCGCUGCGUGUGUAAGGAGAACGUGGCGGGGGACAGGUGUGAUCGCUGUAAAUUUGGCUUUUACGGGUUCAGCCAGGAGGACCCCACUGGCUGCCAGAGGUGCAGGUGUAACUUCCUGGGUAGUGUUCUGACUCCCUACCCAUGUGACCAGGUGACAGGCCAGUGUGUAUGUCAACGCUUCGCCAUGGGACCCCUGUGUGACCAAUGUCUGCCAGGUUACUGGGGUCUGGGGAACACUGUACACACCUGCUCACCUUGUGACUGUGACCAUGGAGGAGCCUACAGCAGCACGUGCUCUUCAUUGGACGGACAGUGUCAGUGCCUGCCAAACAUGGUGGGCCGGAGCUGUGGUGAUCCUGCCCCGGGACAUUUCCUGGCUGCUCUAGACUACUACCUGUAUGAGGCAGAGAACGCUGCCCCACUGGAGGGAAAAAGCUCCUCCCCUCUGUUGAAACCCACAGACCUGCCUGUGUGUGAGGAAUACUACAGACAGCAGGGCUAUGACAUCAAAUAUCAAAAUGGCCGCUUGGUCCUGACCAGGAGAAGCAAAAGACAAGCCAGGAGGAGAAGACAGGGACAGAGGUCCAUUCCCCUGGACCCAGGCUCAGCCCUCCAGAUUGUGCCCCGGGAGAGGACACCAGAUGUACCAAUCACUUGGACCGGCCCAGGAUUCGUGCGGGUCCUGGAUGGUGCUGGGCUUAGGUUCACUGUGGACAACCUCCCAGCGUCCCUCGACUACCAUCUAGUCAUCCGCUAUGAACCAGAGUCGCCAGAUGACUGGAUGGCCUCUGUGAGCAUUGUUUCAUUAUUGGCUGGUGACGGAGGUUGUCCCACUAGCCCGAAAGGGGAGAAAACCCUCACCAUACCUGGGGCUGCCAGGGUUGCCAUUUUGGAUACGCCUGUGUGUCUGAACGCGGGAAGAAGAUAUUAUGUGGACAUCACUUUUAGGAAGCAGCCCAAUUCUAACCCUCAGUCCAGCUCACAUACCCUUGUCGACUCAAUGGGUCUGAUCCCUAAGAUGGAGUCUGUGCAGGACUUCUGUUCGCAGAGUGAGCUGGACUCGUUCAGAAGAUUCCGCUGUUUUGAGUUGGCUGCUGAGCAGGAGACCCUGCCUGAUGUGUGUUAUGGCCUCAUUGGAAGCCUGUCGGCUCGCAUACACAACGGUGCCAUGCUUUGCAGGUGCAACAUUCAGGGUUCUCAUGGCCCCUACUGCAGUAAAUUCGGAGGGCUCUGUGAGUGCAAGGCCAACGUGGUUGGCCGCUGCUGUGACUCCUGCGCCCCCCUGAACUUCGGCUUCGGACCCAACGGCUGUGCACCCUGUGAGUGUGACCCUCGCGGUGCAGUGGCGGAGCUGUGUGACCAGGUCAGAGGUCAGUGUCCGUGUCGUAUGGAGGUGGGCGGGCGACGCUGUGAUCGUUGCCUGUCUGGGUACUACGGCUUCCCACUGUGUCGGCCCUGUAAGUGUAACGGCCUGGCUGAACUGUGUGACCAGGACACUGGAGCCUGCCUGGACUGCAAGGAGCACUCCACCGGAUACAAUUGUGAGAGCUGUGUGGAGGGUUACUUUGGUGACCCAGUCUCCAGGGAGCCCUGUAAGCCUUGUCUGUGUCCUGACACUCAGUCCAGUGGACGGUUCUUUGCCAGCACCUGCAACAAGGACCCAGAGUCUGGUAGCCUGACUUGUGACUGCCUGGCUGGACACACAGGUCUCCGCUGCGAUGCCUGCUCCGCUGGUUUCUACGGCGACCUGACCGCGCCGGGCGGCGGAGGCUGCGACGAGUGUCUAUGUAACAACAACAUCGACCCUGCUGACAGUGACGCGUGUGACAGUGUGACGGGCGAGUGUUUGCGUUGCCUCCACAACACCCAGGGACCCCGCUGUCAGAGCUGUAAGCCUGGCUACUAUGGAGACGCACUGGCCCAGGACUGCAAAGAGUGCUCCUGUGACCGGCAGGGAACGGAUGUGACCCAGUGCCCUCUGGGCAGCCCGUGUUUCUGUGACCCGCUGACGGGUCAGUGCCCGUGUCGGGCGGGCGCGGUGGGCACGCUGUGUGACGAGUGUGCCACCGGCUUCUGGAACAUUCAGGGAGAGUCCGGGUGCCAACCGUGUAAAUGUGACCCUGCUAACUCCUUCAAUAACCACUGUGACAAGGUGACUGGUCAUUGCCAGUGUCGUACUGAGUUUGGAGGAAGACAGUGUAAUGAGUGUGGGGAAAAUCACUUUGGGAACCCUGACCUGCAGUGUGUUUCCUGCGAUUGUAACAUGGAGGGUACCGACCGCCCCGCCUGCAACCCAUUGACGGGUGAGUGUCUGUGCCGCGUUGGUGUGAUGGGCAUCUUCUGUGAUGAGUGUGCCCCUGGGUAUGACCAAGUCUUCCCCGCCUGCCUCCCGUGCCACCCCUGUGCCGUCCUGUGGGCGGACAACGUCACCGACGUCCACCGUGCCGCCCAGAGGAUGCGCACCUUCAUCCCUCCCCCCCGCGAACAGCUGGAGCCUGGACACAGUCGUCAGUUGCAACGAAUGCUGGAGAUGCACUCCAAGCUGGACUAUCUGGGGAACCUGACAGGGAGAUCCCUACCUCGGGUGAAAGACGUGGAGAAGCUGUGUGUCAUAAUCUCGAAACUCAAAGACUCCAUAGACCCCAACGCCAUCAUCGUGGACUCAUCAUCUCUUCUGAACACUGAGAUCGACAACAUCCACCACGAGUUCAAGAUGCUGUUGGAUAACUUAAGGAACAAAAUCGGCGAGGCUCCAAAACUAGAUCUAAAAGAAAUGCAGGAGGCCCUGGAGAAGAUCCGGAAGCAGCAUGCAGACUUCAUGGCUGAUGAGAAGAAGGUGAAGGAGGCCGAGAGGGCCCUGGAGAACUCCAUGGACACACGGCAGGAAAUCAAAGACCAUCUGUCCAGCUGCAGCAUCUUGGGAGACAUGGAGGGGCUGGAGAAGAAGGUCAAGGCUCUGAGUGUGGCCAAACUCAACAAAAACAUCUGUGGAGGCCCAGGCGAUGAGGAAUGCUCCAAAUCAGAGUGUGGGGGUGCGCUGUGUCGAGACUUCCUGGGACAGAGAGAAUGUGGGGGUCCUACGUGCAAGGGCAGCUUCCCUGUGAGCCACAAUGCCACAAAAACAGCUGAGCAAGUAGAGAAUGACCUUAUCGACCUGCUCCAAAAACUAAAGGACUCCAAGAUCAAGAUCAAUGAGGCCAAACAGGUGACCCAAGGCACUCAUGAGCAGGCAGAGGAGCUACAGAAGAAGAUCACUGACAGCAAGGAGAAGUAUAAGAGGGAGAAGAAUGACACCAAGGACCUCAUCAAUAGGGUCAAAGACUACCUCACAGAUGAGAUGGUGGCGCCAGAGGACAUAGAGAAUUUGGUCAAGGUUGUUCUGGCCAUCCAGCUGCCGGGCUCUCCGGACGACAUCCGCUCCAUGAUCCAGAACAUCCGGGGCGUGCUGACCAACUUCAUUGAGUUCAAGGAGGAUCUGAAAAAACUGAAGGACCAAGCCAAGACAGCCCAGGACCUGCUGGAGAAAGCUCAGGCUAUCAGGGACAGAACCAGGGCUAUUGAUGUUACGGAUCUCAAGAAAACCAUCACGGACACUGAGAAUACACAGGACAGGGUCGCGCAAGACCUGGAGAAGGCUAAGGAAAGCCAUGGCGUGGCGGACAAGAUGAUUAAAGAGAUUGAGAAGAAACUGAACAACAUAGAGACUAACUUGAACUCUACUAGAACUCCAGAGAUGCUGGAGGAGAUUGAGGUUCUGAAGAGCAAGACCGAGAUGAACAGAGAGCAGGCGGAGCAGGCCAAAGCUGAUGCAGAUGCAGCCAUAGGUGCCACUACUGACGCAGAGAAGGGGCUUGACAAGGUGACUGCGCUGUUUGAUAGGCUAAAGACGGGAAACACAAACCAGACCAAUAAUGAAGCGGCCAACGAACGCCUGAAGAACAUUACUGUGGAGGCAGAGAAAGUUGCAAAAGACAUCCGAGAUAAAAUUCAACAAAUUGACGACUUGGAGAAAAAGAUCCAAGACUUCAUCAGAAACAAAGAGGACAAGGCCAAGGAGGUUGCCAUGUUGCUGGAGAUGGUAGAAGCCCUCCAAAAGGAGAUUACUGCGCGUGUGGAUGGUUACAUUAACUGUACCUCCUAACACCCCCAAGGUGGAUCAAGAGAUGAUUCAGGGUCACAGACAUCUGGACCGCUGCGCCACAAAAGGCCCUGCAUCUCAGUGCAAGAGGUGUCACUACAGUACCUGGUUCGAAUCCAGGCUGCAUCACACCCGGCCAUGAUUGGGAGUCCCACAGGGCGGCGCACAAUUGGCCCAGCGUCGUCCGGGUUUGCCCGGGAUAGGCCGUCAUUGUAAAUAAGAACUUGUUCUUAACUGACUUGCCUAGUUAAAUAAAGGUUCAAUAAAAUAAAAUAAAAAGCUCUUGAGUUUUGCGGCUGAAUUUGAGAGUGUAGUUCUCCUAACGCUCCACAGGGAGGCGUUUGGUGAUCAUGAAACUGACAGUUGAGAGAGAGGGCUCUUGUGUGCUCGUUCUUUACUUUAUCUUGUAAUACACAUUAUUAUUUUACCAACCUGACCUACUUAUCUGCUUACAUGGUCUAAUGUGAAAAAAGGGGGAAAGUUUUCUUGCUGACCUUUUUCAGGUUAUUCUACCUCUACAUUCUACCUCUACUCUGCAUCUACAUUCUUUCCAAUCAUUUUCCAGUUUGUACCCUGGUCUUUGGUGGAAGUAGACCUCUUUGUAAGAUUUGACAGGUCUUUGUUGAGCUUGUUAUUGGCCUGAAACAAUGUUGCCCCCAGCCUGGCUUAGGAUGUGAUGAGAUUUAACACACUCUCAGGUUUGGAAUGGGUCCCAGCUGGGUUUGGAAUGCGUCCAUUUGUCACUACUCUGGCCCGGAAUGUUCACUCUCUCUUUGCCUUUUGCACAGGUGGGCAUUAAAUGUACAUUGUCAAUUUUGUAAUUGACGUGUAAAAUCCCAAAUGUCAGUUGCAUUAAGCCCCCACAUCCACUAUAAGACCCCCCCUCUCGGUUUUACUCUCUCUGCCUCUCUUUCUCUCUCUCCACCUCUCUUUUACUCCCUCUACCUAUUUCUCUCUCUACCUCUCCUUCUCUCUCUACCUCUUUCCAGCUCAUUGACCAUGCUUUGUGGUGAGGAGAACACACCACUUACUACUAAUGUCAUUUCCAUCCAGCUGUUAAUGGCUAACUGCCAUGCUUGUUUUGCUUCAGUAAGACUCUGUGCUCUAUACAAUUGACCUGAGUUAGCAGCCUUUAUUGCCAGAUUCUAGAUCUGUAUAUGCUUUAGCCAACUCUUCUGACUGUCAGACUAACGACACGACAGAGAGGAGUUGGCUAAGAAAGCAUAAACAGAUCUCGAGCCAGGCUACAGUAUUUACAUAGUAGCAUUGAAUUAUACGUUUCUCCCAAAAGUCAAAUGAAGUUGCAGAAUGUGGGUAUGAAAUAAAACCGGGUACCUCACAGGUAGAAAUGAUAUGGCUUUUCAUCAAAGUAAACGCGUGGACAUGGACGGAAUGCGUAUGAACAAUCGCUAGGGCUCUUGUUUGCUCAAAUCCUAGUGAGUGGUGAGUUCCAUCUCAUUCCUCCCAGGACACAGUCAGUCCACUCACCGCCGGGAACGUGUCACAGACGGGUCUGAAUCCACUCCCUCCCCCCUGGUUGUGUUUUUAGACGGGAGGAAUUCACAGACCAUUGAUUGCUCUGCCUGAUUGAAGGUCGCCACUGGUUCGUGUGAUGCAACUAAUUACAGAAGAGGGCGGUGGUUAUUUGAGAACCUUUUAAACCUUUUAAGGUUUUUUAGUUGUGUUUGUUCUUGAAUGGACAGAUUGUGCUAUGUUUAGCCCGUCAGUGGUAUUUCUUACCAUGGAUUAUUAGGAAUUAUUUCAGAAUGAGAGAUUGCGUUCACUGUAUUAGUGUCAUUUAACAAAGGCCUACAUUUAUUUUUUGCAAAUGAGACCCCUUUUCUGUGUUGCAAGACCAGUCGCAUGUCCCUUCAGGUAUCAUACGUCUUUGUUAUUUUCAGCAGUAAAACAAGGAAUGGUUCAUGAAUACCACAAGUAUGUUUUCAAAGCCAUGUGAUGCGGUCAAUCAGUUCUUUCUUUCUUUAAUGUGCCUAGUGGAUGUGAACAUGGUCUAGUUUCUUUGACUCAAAAAUCUUAUUGAAUCUGUUCCCACAGUCCCCCUCUGUCUUCUCACAGGUAAUUGAAUGAGGACAUCUGGCCUGUUUCUUCUCCAGCCUUCUGAACUUUUGCAGCAACAUACCGUGUUAUAUAAUUAUGGUGGUAGGUUAUUCACCGUAGGUGAUAGUUCAGUCUUUGGCGCUAGCCUGUCAUUACCAACAACAGUACAGGAAAGUUACAAGGGAAAACGUUACAAUUUGAGAUUCAAAGGACAGCUCCAAUAACAGGGUGGGACAUGUGGGGGUGGUGGUACAUGUGGUGGUGGUGGUACAUGUGGUGGUACAUAUGGUGAUGGUACAUGUGGUGGUGUCGGUGGUGC